GGAGAAGGCAGUGGCAGCUCCUCCUCCUCCGCGGCCUGUCGCUCCGCCCCGGGGCCCAGCGGCAUGGCGGAGGCCGCGGCGCUGCGGGCCGUCAGGGGCUGCCUGGCCGCCUUCCCGCGGGAGGCCCGCGAGCUGGGGUGGACAGAGUCCAUACCCUAUCUUGAUGGGCCUCCGUCCCCGCUGGAGUUUUAUCGGGAAUGGGUGAGUCCAAAUAAGCCUUGUAUAAUUCAGAAUGCCGUCAGCCACUGGCCGGCCCUGCAGAAAUGGACCUCAGCAUACCUCAGGGAGGUAGUAGGUCCCAAGGUAGUGAGUGUGGCAGUAACACCAAAUGGUUAUGCAGAUGCCGUGUUUCAGGACCGCUUUGUCAUGCCAGAGGAGCGCCAAAUGCCUUUUGCAGACUUUUUGGACAUUGUGGAGAAGAAAGUGACCUCUCCCAACGUAUUCUAUGUGCAGAAGCAGUGUUCAAACCUCACCGAGGAGUUCCCUGAACUGGUCUGUGAUGUGCAGCCUGACAUACCAUGGAUGAGUGAGGCACUUGGGAAGAAGCCUGAUGCUGUGAAUUUCUGGCUUGGGGAAUCGGCUGCUGUGACCUCUUUACAUAAAGAUCAUUAUGAGAACUUGUACUGUGUGAUAUCUGGAGAGAAAUAUUUUCUACUGCAUCCACCGAGUGACCGUCCCUUCAUCCCAUAUGAGCUCUAUCAGCCAGCAACCUACCACGUAUCAGAAGAUGGCUCAUUUGAAAUUGUAGAUGAGAAGAGUGCAGAUAAGGUGCCUUGGAUCCCCCUGGACCCCUUGAACCCAAAUCUGAAACAGUAUCCAGAAUAUGCUCAGGCAAAACCUUUGCAGUGUACAGUGAGAGCUGGUGAGAUGUUGUACCUGCCUUCUCUCUGGUUCCAUCAUGUUCGGCAAUCACAUGGCUGUAUAGCAGUGAAUUACUGGUAUGACAUGGAAUAUGACCUAAAGUACAGCUACUAUCAGCUACUAGACUGUCUCACAAGAACUGUGAAAGGGCUAUAGCAGAGGUGGGAAACUUGCGCUUGUGAUCUCUGCUGUGAUACAAUCAUCAGCAUCUGUGACUGGAGUACAAAUGUGAUUAAAGGGAAAAGAACUGAACAUUAAAUUGCCUUCUACAAUGUCUGUCAAACAGAUGGCUAUUUUGCUUGAUUUCAGAGACCAGAUCAAGUGGCCAGAUUUUUUUGGCUUUAAGGUUUGAUAAUAGCAUUUUGAGGUCUUUGCAUGUUGCCUCAGUGGUGGUAAGAGAAAUAAAAUUUGAAGGGAGGCAAGCCAGGGUUUGGGAAUCCCAACACUGAAGCCAUGACUGUUCAGCUCUACGGAUUAUUUUCAUAACAAUACAAGUGGACAAAGAAGAAUCAGCUCUAUCACCAUCAGGCUGCAUCAGUCCAACCCGUGCAUUCUACUUAAGACGGAAGUCCUGUCCAGUUGUAGUUCACUAAGUGGUGGCUGUGAUGUUUUGAUGGUGAGAAAUUACAACUCCUAGAAUAAAAGGUCAUCUUAAAAUCUUA
Pezoporus occidentalis (night parrot) is the source of this 1523-nucleotide messenger RNA. RefSeq names its product jumonji domain containing 7 (gene JMJD7). Gene Ontology annotation, molecular function: 2-oxoglutarate-dependent dioxygenase activity. NCBI's taxonomy places the organism in Eukaryota, Metazoa, Chordata, Aves, Psittaciformes, Psittacidae. Bases 64 to 1017 code for a protein of 317 amino acids. The transcript is spliced from 8 exons. The record is from RefSeq and is a predicted model, not a curated record.